GUCUGACCGAAACCAGAGUCGUCCCGACAUCAGACGGGGCAAGUAAGCAAGGCACUCUUCUCUCGUCAGAGCAACAACCACCGCAUUCAAUCGCACGCAAGCAAUAACAGUCAAAAGUGGUGUUCGUGAAACCAUUGGCAACGGUGGUCAUAGUGAAACAAAAAUGUUUGAAAAGAUGAAAUACCUGUGCCUUGUUCUUGGCAUAUGCUCGAACUUUGCGUUCGCAAUGCCCAGCAACAACAACAACAACAACAGGCCCGGACUUUUGUCGCCAGUUUUCGAAUGGAAGCAGAUGGAGUUCGAAUACGAGAGCGAAGCGGCUAAGCAGAGAGACAUCGCGAGCGGAUUUUACGUUCCGCAUGUUCCGGCUCCUAUCGACGUCGACGUUUCUUAUUCAGGAAGUGGUAGCAAGGUGUUCGUGACGAUACCCAGAUUCCAGGUGGGCAGUCCCGUCACUCUGGGUUCGGUUAACAGCAAGAACCAAGUGGUGCCGUAUCCAUCGUGGAGUUGGCAUCGCAACCCCGAAAGCUGUUUACCGGAUCGUCUGAUUUCAGUUUACAGAAUCAAGAUCGACGAGUGCGGACGCAUGUGGGUAUUGGAUACUGGUCGCUAUGGAGACCAUCAAACUUGCGAACCGCAGAUCAUCGCCUUCGAUACGAACACCAACGCAGUGCUGCAUCGUUUCACGAUUCCCAAAAAUUUGCUAGAGUCGCGCUCAGUCCUUGUAACGCCGAUCAUCGAUAAUCGCGAUAAACAGUGUCGCGACACAUUCGUCUACGUUGCGGAUUGCCAAACUUAUUCAAUCAUAGUUUAUGACGUCAAGCACGAAAAGGCGUGGAAGGCCACAGAUAAAACCAUGUAUCCUUAUCCCAAUUUCGGUACUUACAGGAUUCAAGGAGACAGCUUCGACUUGAUGGACGGCGUUUUGGGCAUGGAUCUGGAACGCUACCAUCCCGAUAAAGACAGGAAGCUCUUCUACCACGCGAUGUCCAGCCCGACGGAGAAUUGGGUGUACACCUCUCAUCUGCGUAACGAAACUCGCUUCAAGCACAGUCCGGAAUCAUCGCCGGAGAUCUUCAACACGCUACUCACCAACAGACCAUCGCAAUCGGCGGCCGAGGCCAUCGACAAGGACGGAAUUAUGUUCUUCGGACUGAUGACCGAAACCAGCAUCAACUGCUGGAACACCGCCAACGUCGAGUACGGCAGGUACAUCGACACCGUCAUCAAGGAUACGGUUCGUCUGCAGUUCGCCAGCGGAGUCAAGGUGGUAACCAAUUCGAGGGGACAGCAGGAGCUUUGGACUUUGACCUCUAGAUUCCAGAAGCUCGCCGCGGGCACCUUGAACCCAAACGACGUCAACUUCAGGGUGAGCGCCGGCAAAGUGUCCGAUCUUCUGGACAAGACCAAGUGCAGGACAAAGAUGAGCGGCGCCAGCACGUACGGCGGAGGCUACACCGGCUCCAGACCGACGUUCGGAGUGCGCUCCACCCUCGACGAGGAUGCCAUAAUUAUGCCAUCGGGCUUCGAAGCCAUAGCCAACUAACUUUAACGAAACUGGAAUAAGAAAAAUAUCUAUAAUUAUACACAAACAUACCGUAAUAAUUAAGUACACUGUAAGUAUUGUUGCAAAGAAACAUGCCAUUCGUAUUAUUAGCGCUUAGCCGAAAAAGUAUAAUUGUGAUUCGUCGACGAAUAGAAGAAGACGAAAAAGCAGAAUCGUUUUCUUCAUUUCGCCGUGCGAAAUAGUGCAAAAAGUUGUGUAGAAAACAAAAAAAUAAAUUUA
This is a messenger RNA of Nicrophorus vespilloides, 1786 nucleotides long. RefSeq names its product protein yellow-like (gene Y-e3). Bases 164 to 1546 code for a protein of 460 amino acids. The transcript has 8 exons. The record is from RefSeq and is a predicted model, not a curated record. Gene Ontology annotation, cellular component: extracellular region. Lineage: Eukaryota; Metazoa; Arthropoda; Insecta; Coleoptera; Silphidae.